Messenger RNA from Raphanus sativus (radish), 1846 nucleotides. Its product is annotated as probable pectinesterase/pectinesterase inhibitor 35. The record is from RefSeq and is a predicted model, not a curated record. Gene Ontology annotation, biological process: cell wall modification. Lineage: Eukaryota; Viridiplantae; Streptophyta; Magnoliopsida; Brassicales; Brassicaceae. Gene Ontology annotation, molecular function: pectinesterase activity; pectinesterase inhibitor activity. Bases 54 to 1625 code for a protein of 523 amino acids. The transcript is spliced from 2 exons.
ACACUUAUUCUCUACUACAUGCAAACCAUCAAAAGUUGCACAUAAAUCACAACAUGGCUUCUUUUACAUCAUCCUUGCUACCAAAUCAUAAGUUCCGAAUAAAACUAUUGUUCUUCCUGAUCUUAAACCUCUUCCAUCUUCAUACUUUAGUGUUUGCCAAUUCAUCUAACUCAAAGUUCUCAAAAUUCUCAAGACACCCAAACUCAGAGUCAUCAUCAUCAACCAAACACUCAAACGAUGGGUUUCUCAACUCAGUCCAAAGCAGCUUGGACCAGGCUCUCUUAGCCCGUUCUCUCGCCUUCAGACUCACGCUCUCGCAGCGUACUUCUCAAACCCUCAUGCUCGAUCCUGUCGACGACUGUCUUGAGCUGCUAGACGACACACUCGACAUGCUGUCUCGCAUCGUUGUCAACCCUAAAGAUCAUGCAAAUGAUGAUGUCCAUACGUGGCUAAGCGCUGCGUUGACUAAUCAAGAGACUUGUAAGCAAAGCCUCAGUGAGAAAACGAGCUUCCAUAAAGAAGGGUUCACGAUUGAUCCGGUUGUAAGUAACCUCACCAGUUUACUAACCAAUUCGCUAGACAUGUUCGUUUCCUCUAAACCGAAACGUCGUGAAAAUGGUGGCCGGAAACUAUUGUCCGGUCAGGAUUAUCCAACGUGGGUUUCUUUGUCGGACCGGAGGCUUUUGGAAGCUUCGGUGGAAGAGCUGAGACCUCACGCGGUGGUGGCUGCCGACGGAAGCGGGACACACAUUAGCGUAGGGGAAGCGUUGGCGUCUUUGGAGAAGGGGAGUGGUGGCAGAAGCGUCAUCCACUUAACAGCUGGAACCUAUAAAGAGAAUCUGAAUAUUCCGACCAAGCAGAAGAACGUCAUGUUGGUUGGUGACGGUAAAGGCAAAACAGUUAUUGUCGGUAGCAGAAGUAACAAAGGCGGGUACGAUACUUACCAAUCCGCUACUGUCGCCGCUAUGGGAGACGGAUUCAUAGCUCGGGAUAUAACCUUCGUGAACAGUGCGGGACCAAACGCAGAGCAAGCGGUAGCAUUACGGGUCGGGUCAGACAGAUCGGUUGUCUACCGAUGCUCCAUCGAUGCUUACCAAGACACACUCUACACUCUGUCCAAACGACAGUUCUAUCGUGAAACCGACAUUACCGGCACCGUCGACUUCAUCUUCGGAAACUCCGCCGUCGUUUUCCAAAGCUGCAACAUCGCUUCACGAAAAGGCUCGUCGGAUCAGAACUACGUCACGGCACAAGGAAGAUCCGACCCGAACCAGAAUACCGGUAUUGCGAUUCAUAAUUGCAGAAUAACCGGUUCGACCGGGACUUACUUGGGUCGACCGUGGAAGGAGUAUUCGAGAACCGUUGUGAUGCAAUCGUUUUUGGACGGUUCGAUUCAUCCUUCGGGUUGGUCUCCUUGGUCAGGUAGUUUCGCUUUGAAGAGUCUGUACUACGGAGAGUUUGGUAAUUCGGGUCCUGGAUCAUCGGUUUCGGGUCGGGUUAGUUGGCCUGGAUAUCAUUCGGCGUUGACGUUGACUGAGGCUCAAGGAUUUACUGUCUCAGGGUUCAUUGGUGGGAAUUCAUGGUUGCCACCAACCGGUGUUGUUUUCGACUCUGGUCUUUUAUGAUGUUAUCUAAACUUUAUUCUCAGCAGGUAAUGCUUCAAAUUGAUUAUAAUUAAUCAGUGAUAUAGUUGAACAAAAGAUUUGUAAUCUACAACGCUUUUGUGUAUUCAAAGUGUUUUGGUGUUUGGUUUUAUACUCUUUUUUUUCAUCUUAUAUAGUUUGGUUUUAUACUCUUACAUUUGUAUUUAUCCUGUCGUAAAUAAAGUGUUAAAGUUGGUAUUGUA